AUGCAUACAUAUAACCCACUUACACUUCCAGAUACUAUUGCUGAAAUCGUCUCAAAACUUCCAUUAGAGGAUCUAGAUAACUGUAUUCAAAUUAACCGCACAUGGUAUAAAGAAAUUUGUCAUGAGCUUUAUAAGAGGCGUAAAAAUUUUAAUACAAAAUACUAUGAUUUAUUGGAGAAACUAGAUAGAUGCCAUAGAAAAUCGGAUAUAAAUGAUAAUGAAAUUGAGCCUAUAUAUAAUAAUGCAUUAAUAACAUUUGAUGAGCUCGUAAAAGUAGAAAG
This is a messenger RNA of Ambispora leptoticha, 281 nucleotides long. The record is from the annotation of a GenBank genome assembly. Lineage: Eukaryota; Fungi; Glomeromycota; Glomeromycetes; Archaeosporales; Ambisporaceae.